Messenger RNA from Necator americanus (New World hookworm), 1398 nucleotides. RefSeq lists its product as uncharacterized. The transcript has 9 exons. NCBI's taxonomy places the organism in Eukaryota, Metazoa, Nematoda, Chromadorea, Rhabditida, Ancylostomatidae. Gene Ontology annotation, molecular function: protein heterodimerization activity; TBP-class protein binding; DNA binding. Gene Ontology annotation, biological process: DNA-templated transcription initiation; RNA polymerase II preinitiation complex assembly. Gene Ontology annotation, cellular component: transcription factor TFIID complex; SLIK (SAGA-like) complex; cytosol. The record is from RefSeq and is a predicted model, not a curated record. The coding region runs from base 1 to 1398 and encodes 465 amino acids.
AUGUCUGAUGGGCAGCAAGUACAGCAACCAAACCAACCCGGAGGACCAUCGCAUCUAAUCGCCGCUCUGAGUUCUCGAGGCGGAGGACCACAACAACAGCAACAAAUUCAACCUGGAGGCGGCCCUAUUCGUGUUCAGCUUCAACAACAAGGCCGUGCUCCUAUUGUGCCAUAUCCACAAGGAGCAGGUGGUCAACCAGCUCCACCUCAAAUGCGAACAGUUCAGCAAGUAUAUCAACAGCAAUCAAAUGGACCACCACAACAACGAAUUGUUCAUCAAAUCGCUCAGCGGCCAGUGAUGAGCCAACCAGCACAAAUGAUGCGAGUUAGCAGUGCGCCACAACCCACCAUGCAAAUCGUACAUACCGGCCCACCACCACAACAACAAAUUCAUGUUUCCUCAUCUCCCAUAAUGGGACCACGACAGACUCCGCAGCAACCGACUCGCGCCCAACUUGCCCCCCUACCUGGAGGUCAACCACCACCACCAGGUGCCAAUGUGCAGCCAAUGCUAGCAGCCCCCAGCUCUAAUGGUUCUAUCAUGGAUCGUAUGCGUAUCGACGAACUGGCACGACAAACUAGUGCAAAUACAGUACUUGACGACGUGGUGAAGGACAUGCUAUGCGAUUACACCGAUGAAUUCAUAAAUGAGUUAGUAAGCCAUGUGUGCAAGCUGGUGAAGCAUCGUGGAAACCAUCGAAUUGAAGCUCGUGACGUGGAGUUCGUGCUCGAUAUGGUGUAUAAGAUGCCGUCAGCACCCCGUGCAUCAGUACACGUCUUCGGUGCACCGGCUCCGAUCCGCCCUGACCGUAUCACUCCGCAACCCACCGAAGCACAUAAACAACCCAGAUAUAGUUUGUGUAUUGAUAGGCGAGUGCGGGUGUGUCGAGAUGUGCGAAAAAUGCCGCUUAUGCCACCUGGCUUGCCUAAACGGAAGUCCGACGAAGCGCUGGACGACUCAGCACCAGAUGAAAAGAAGCGCUCUCUUGAGAAGAUGGCCCAAAUCACCAGACACAUCAUUCACACUGCAAAUGCUCCAGCAGCUGUUGGUCCAUACAGCCAAGCUGUUCGCGUUGACAACACUAUCUACGUGAGUGGCUCUUUGGGGUUGGAUCCUAAGACUGGUGAACUGAAAAAUGGUAUAAAAGAGCAAGCACAUCAAUCACUCAAAAACAUAGGAGAGAUCUUGAAGGCGGCUGGAGUUGGAUAUGGAAACGUGGUAAAGACUACAGUUCUUUUGGCUGACAUCAAUGACUUCACUACCGUCAAUGACAUCUACAAAGAGUAUUUCACGGCGAAAUACCCAGCCAGAGCUGCCUAUCAGGUUGCUGUUUUACCGAAGAAAGCACUAGUUGAAAUCGAGGCUAUAGCAGUGGCAGGAGAAAUCAAAGAUGCAUAA